AUGCCCCGUCAAAUCGUGACGGCACAAGAGGCCAUGUAUCUCAAGAGUGCGAUAGACGAGUUGGGGGAGCAGGUGUCAGCCUUGAUGGCUGACCUUAAUGGCCGCGGGCCGGUCCCGCAGUGGAAGGCUGCCUAUUGGCAGGUCCAUGAGCAGCUCCGCGUAGUUGGGCACAACGUCUAUGGCUUUGUGCCCACGGCGAGUGGGGCGCAGGAGAUGCGCACAUCUUUUGAGCGGCUCACUGAGUGGAUGACCAGGAUGGGUUCCUCCGCACAGUGCUAA
Molecule: messenger RNA, 279 nt
Organism: Sparassis crispa
Lineage: Eukaryota; Fungi; Basidiomycota; Agaricomycetes; Polyporales; Sparassidaceae
Exons: 2
Coding region: 1-279 (92 amino acids)
Source: RefSeq, a predicted model, not a curated record